CUUCAACAGUAUUCAACAAAUCAUUCACCCUUGCACGUUGUCGGAUUUACUACGUCAAAAAUGCCACCUGGUCUACUGGAAAUGUCGGAACUUACUCGCCCGCUGGAAUCGGGUCACGACGCAGGAUUAGUCUCGAGCGUGCCAAUUUCACAAGAAUUCCGCUUUGCCUCGAUAUACGAAGAGGUGAAAAGGAUUCGGGACCAGACGACUCAAAACGAUGCUCCGAAGAGCAGUUGGCAGGCAGAAAGACCACAGAUGACUGGCCCGCUACAACCUACUUUCCUCGGCAAACCUCUCUUUGGAAACACGGAGUCCAGAUCCUCUUCUAUUUCGUCUCUACACCAUCCUCAGCCUGAAUAUCAUCCCGCUGGCCGACCUACCCUCGACGUCUUCGAAUCCCUCUCCGAUGUCGAUCCCAAAGGACUUGAACCGUUUCACAUCUUACCACCUCCACCACCUCCGCCGCCACCACCUUCUCCUACGUCUUGGUACCGACAUGCAAAGGCUCCGAUUCACUCGAGGCCCGACAUCCUCCGCUACGAUCAAGUCACACUCGGGCCGCCUUUUUCUCUCCGCGAUCCGCAGAAACUCACAAAUACACCCACGCGAGACUCUACCUCGUGCGGUCUGCAAACUCCGACGAAGUUCACGCCCAAACAGGAUAGAAAGCUUGAUGUCAUGUUCGAAACAGGAAUGGAAAGGCCGGAUAGUCCUUGGUCGGCGGAUUCGGGGAUCGAAAUCUCACCUCCUCGACCUGUCAAGCCUAGAUCGAAACCGAUCGGCGGACCUGGUCCGGGAGACGGGAAACGAACACGAGACUUCGAGGUGGAGCUAAGACUGGAGUUUGACGAGGGAGUUGGAUGGAUCGAAGAGGAUGAGCGGACUUGGAGGGCAACUUUCGGAAGCCCCGACCUCGGAGGUAUAUACGGGAAAGAUAUCGGCUCGGAGGGAGAGAUCACGAUUGAAGUGGAAGAGUGGUGUCCUGGCGGAGAAGCUUGCAGGCAUUACGAUGACCUUGUCACCACGGUACCUCAACACGAACCGUACGGCUGGAUACCAAUGACUCCACCGGGAGAGUUCGGUGGACUUGCAAGGGAUUACCCGCAGUACGAGUCGGGCUUCACUGUAGGAGGAAAGGAAGGAAUCGUUUUACCGGAUGCUAUCAUCGAACCUGAUACUCCAUCGGCAAGAGGGCCGCUGCCUCUGCAACCCCCGGCGAAUCUGCAAAGCACUAUACCUAGUCAAACCAUCCCGAUACCUCUCCACCAUAUGAAGCGAACGGCCUGCCCGUCAUAUCCGCUUGAGCCGCUCUUCGACCCCUUCAACCCGCCCCCUUCAGGCUUCGUUCAUCCAGACUUCCUACCGCUCCCGCUCAGCUUGGGCGCACCGAUGUUACUCCACUCGCCCGGACUUUCGCCUCGACCUCUGUCUUUUGAAAAAUACCUCUACCUUCAGGAUCACUACUCAUACAACGACCCGCUCCUUGGCAAAAAGGGCGCGUGGAAGUGCAGCUUGUGCGGUUGCGGAAGUCGAGAACCGCUCGGUUUCGUCCGUUCGGGUCCGUGGGAGACGCCGGUGGAAAUUAGCGAAUUGGGGAUGCCGAGCAAUAGGAUCAUGUUAUCGAGGUUGGGUUUCGAGGUGGAUUUGAAGAAGGACGAGCGGUUGGCGGAACGGCGUUACGCGAGAACUCAGCGGGGUCAGGGCCACGAGCUAGUCAAGCGGGGAAGGCUCCGAUCGGUCGACCCACGACCCAACCCGAAUUACAUCAAGCUCGGGCCUAGACGUAUCGUUGACACUGCGGAGAAAGAAGUACCGACGUCAAAGGUGACUUUGAACGAGGUCACGGAACGUCCUUCUACUCCAUGCGAUACCAUCGAGGUCGAUCUUGGCGCCAAUUGUGGCCGACACGCCAGACGACACAGCAGCCAGGGAAUAGUCAGUGCAAGGAUCGAAUGCGACUUGGAGGUGGAGGACGAGGAUAGAGAUUGAACCGACUGAAGAAGGGUUGCGUACUAUCACUUAUGGAGACUGGAUCUUACUGCACGGUCAUGAAAAAAGGACGACACGGGCGACAUCGCGCUGCUUUUACGGAUUUUGAUACGAAAAGGACGUUUAGGUUUACUGCUUCGAUCAUGCUUCAUGUUGCUUACCUAUGCUCAAUAUAUGAAUACUAUGUACAUCGC
Messenger RNA from Filobasidium floriforme, 2183 nucleotides. RefSeq lists its product as uncharacterized. Lineage: Eukaryota; Fungi; Basidiomycota; Tremellomycetes; Filobasidiales; Filobasidiaceae. The transcript is spliced from 2 exons. The coding region runs from base 61 to 1989 and encodes 642 amino acids. The record is from RefSeq and is a predicted model, not a curated record.